Messenger RNA from Caenorhabditis briggsae, 984 nucleotides. It is a transcript of the gene Cbr-lgc-45, whose product is annotated as Protein CBR-LGC-45. The record is from RefSeq and is a predicted model, not a curated record. NCBI's taxonomy places the organism in Eukaryota, Metazoa, Nematoda, Chromadorea, Rhabditida, Rhabditidae. Gene Ontology annotation, cellular component: synapse; membrane; neuron projection. Gene Ontology annotation, biological process: signal transduction; chemical synaptic transmission; chloride transmembrane transport. Gene Ontology annotation, molecular function: chloride channel activity; neurotransmitter receptor activity; transmembrane signaling receptor activity. The transcript has 4 exons. The annotation marks the transcript as partial.
CAGGAUUACGACAUGGACAUUUACCUAAUGAUGUCAUGGCGGGACGCUCGAUUAGUCAACCCGUAUGACAAACCUAUCUUGGUAAAAGAGGAGGAUAUUCUAGAAAAAAUCUGGAGGCCAGAUCCAUUUUUUGCAAACGCAAAAGAAGCCGAAUUCCACGAAGUCACAUUUUUGAACUUCUUAAUGAGAAUCUUUCCGGAUGGGCUGGUGCUCUAUGAAACAAGAGUUAAAAUCAAGCCUUCCUGUAACCUAAUCCUGUGCAAAUAUCCACACGACAAACAAACUUGUGAUCUGUUGAUUAAAUCAUUCGCCUACCCAGUUGAAACUGUCCGUUUCGAGUGGUUCACUCGCCGUAAAGACGCUAUCGACAAGAAUCCAGAUGUGAAACUGCCUGAACUUUAUAUCGAUCGUUACGAGACCACAACAUGUGCAAAUGAACGAAAAUCUGGAGCAUUUUCUUGUUUAAGAGCAGUUUUCCGGCUUAAACGAGAUGUUGGAUUCCAUAUUGCUCAGACCUAUAUCCCUACUAGUCUCGCUCUUAUGUUUUCUUGGGUCGGCGUAUGGCUUCCAGAAGAAUUCAUGGAGGGAAGAAUUGGUGUUGCGAUUACUGUACUUUUGACUCUCUCUACCGAAUCUGCAGGAGCUAGGGAACAUCUUCCAAGUGUCUCCUAUUUGAAGGCUAUCGACUUAUGGUUCGGAUUUAUCACCGGUUUUGUGUUCUUCACUUUGCUCCAAACCCUAUUCGUAAUUGGUUUUGACAAGCGAGCGAAUCAGCUCAAAAAGUGGGCUGGGCGAAAAACCGCGGAUAUCACUGAGGAAAUCCGGGAAGUCCUCCUCCAGAAAGCAACCAGAUACCACAAAACGGGACGAUACUUGGAUAACUUUUGUCGCGUUUUCUAUCCAUUAAGUUUUAUUCUAUUCCUCCUAAUGUACUAUUUUGUGUUCACUGAAGGACGGCAGGAUGAUUGUAUGAAUCGACGAUGA